AUGAAAUUUCUUUUCCUCUCUUUGGAUCGGAGCGAUUUGCUCAGUAAACAGACGCGUUUUCCGUAUGCAGAGCUACUGCCUCUCAGAAAUUACCCACCAGCAGAAGAAUUUUGUUCUCGUCAUUAUCCUUUACCUCCUACGACCGUCACUCGAACAGUUGAAAUCCCAACCACUGCUGUUGUGACCGUCCCUAAGACCGACCACACAGCUACAUCCACUACCAGAAUUUUCACGUCUACUGUUUACAAGUCGACAGCAACAUCGUACGUCUACACGGCCACGGUGACAGCCACGUCCACAACUGGAACCUCGACUCAAACCGUCUACACCAAUACAGAGAUCGACACGGUCUACACUCAAACAAAUGUUGUUACCGAAUACACUUCUACGUCAACAGACUACCAGACUACUGGAACUGACAUAGUCACCGUAACCGUCGCUACACUUCCAACAACGACAACGACCGCGACCAUCACCAUCACGAGUUUUGCCACCCAGGCCGCGACGGCAACAGUCUCAUCGGGAACCAUCACAGUUUACACAACCGUUGAUACUGGUCUACAAAAGCGCCAUGAUUUCCGUGAUGCCCUGCUGCCAAGACUAGCGGCGUGUGAACGACAGACUUUGAAGACCGCAUGCUCGUGCAUUGACGUCCAUCCACCCACCCACACCGUUACAACCACAGCCAGGUGCACUCAUACAUCGUUCAAGACCGUCGGAAUCACCAAGACUGUGUAUGUCAUCGGUACCACGACAAAGAAUGCUGUGUCUACUACUACCAUUAGCACCGCAUCCAAAUUGAAACCUGGUUCUAAUACUAUUGAUGCAGACAAUUACCACCGCUAUCGUUUAUGUUGCCACCUGCAAGACGUAGAAACAGAUACUACCAAUCUCGAUUCCACUUCUACACUAUCGACCGUUUUUGUCACAGAGGUUCCUACAGCUGCCACGGCGACAAGCUCAGUGACCUAUUUCUCUCCAGUCGAUGUUGCCGUCACAACAACUGUGCCUACCACGCCAACCACGACCGUAGCAGUACCCGCUGCCACUACUACCGUCGCAACAGAUGUUGCGUACAGCCUUGUAUUUGGCCCACAAGAUGGAUGCGCCUAUGUGUUGGAAGCCGACUUCCUCGAUCAAUAUUCACAGGAUAUCCCCAACGGCACCACGCAUGAUGAAAGGGCAGCCAUCUGCGCCGCAUUUUGCGAUAGAACGCCUAGAUGCAAGACAUUUGGCAUGAACUGGUUCCCAACUUGUGGAGCAAAUGGCGAAUCGGUGUAUUGCAUUGCUUCUCAGGACUCAUGGGCAGGCUCAGGUACUAUGGAAUGCGGCAUUGGAACCGGGUACAAUGGAUGUUCCAUCUACCAGGAUGGUACUGUCUAUCAGUAA
Messenger RNA from Trichoderma asperellum CBS 433.97, 1389 nucleotides. The record is from RefSeq and is a predicted model, not a curated record. NCBI's taxonomy places the organism in Eukaryota, Fungi, Ascomycota, Sordariomycetes, Hypocreales, Hypocreaceae.